AAGAUAGGUUACAAUUCUGUCAUCACAUACAUAGGGUUCCAAGUCAUUUUAUACACUUCCAGCGAGUUCCUUCCCCAAAGGUUUUGGGGUUUCUUGUUUUCCCCCUUUUCCUCUCCGCCAUAAAAUUGAUUUCGCAUUUUUCUUAAUUCCUAUUAUUCAAUCUUCUCAGUAUAACUUUGAAGAAAUAAUGGGGAGUGGAGAUGGAGAAGAUGAUCGGACGUUUAGGGUUAGUUUCACUGCUGAAGGAUUUGCCAAGUUACGGGAACGAGUUAGUGAGAAGCUUAAGGAGUUUAUGGGUGAUUACACUGAUGAUACUCUUGUGGAAUAUGUCAUAGUCUUGUUAAAAAAUGGAAGGCAUAAAGAAGAAGCAAGAAAGGAAUUGAAUGUUUUUCUUGGAGAAGACAGUGUCUCCUUUGUUGAUUGGCUAUGGGAUCACUUAGGAUCAAAUGUUGAUCUGUAUGUGCAACAAAAGGAUUCUGAUACAGGGGGUGGGGCAAAAACGAAACCUGCUAUUGUGGAACAGGCCGCAAAGAAUGAUAUGCACCACCUGGAUGCUGAUGCUGAUAAAGAGAAAUUAAACAAAUCUAAAAGCCGUCACCGAAGGGAGUGGAAAGGGGUGCUUAGCGACGGACACUCUACUCUACAUAGCUCUUUGGUUGAUAACACUCGUAAGGAGGAGGAAGCUCAUCGAAAAGUUGGUCAUGCAAAGCGAUCCCUCUCCCCCCAGCCAGAAUUUCAGAGAAGAAGAAGACGAGCCGAAGAAAAACCAAAAAAGAGGGAAACCAUUCACCAACCAGCAAUUGCUGCUACUCGGAGAUUGCUGCAAUUUGCAGUAAGAGAUGCCGUGGGUACUUCUAGGCCACCCAGUUCUACUCUAGCUCCCUCACCUUCUUUAAAGCGUCUUCGCUCCGUGGUCUCUAUGUCUGUGGAGGACUCAUCCCUUCAGGAACGCCCACAGAGGAUGCGAUCAGUUGCAAGAGCAGCACCUUCCCUGGCCACUGCUGUUAAAGCUGCUGCAGAAGCUGCAAAGGAUGUAACAAAAGUUAGAUCCUCUGCUAAUGUGUUUGAUAGGUUGGGUCCGGUUACUGAUGUUCGCGAUCCUUCAAUCCAAUUGGAAGAAUCUAGGCAAGCUAUUGCUGAAGAUGUACAAGAUCGAUCUUUUGCUGAUGCAAACGAGGCAUACUCAACUUACAUUCACAGAAGUGAUUAUAGUGGGAAGCAUAUUGGGAAACCUAUGUUACAUGAUGAUGCUGUGGUUUUUUAUGAUUCAACAUUGGAUGAUGAGGCUGAUCGUGGUAGCAGCUUAGUGAAUAGAAGGGCUAUGGAUGCCUCUAGAACUGGUGUAUCUGUUAAAAACAUAGGUGAGAAUGCGCUUAUAAUCGAGCAUGGGGUUGCUUACAAUGAGGAUGAUAUUUUGGACAAGUCACAGAAUGACAAGGAUCGACCUACAUUUUCUCCUGGUGCUCCUCACCAGCCAAUAAAUAUCCCAUUAAAUGUGAAUACCUGGAAAUCACCUCAGUAUAAGGAGGCAAGACAGUCAUUAGAGAUAGAUGGUCGCAGAUCUGCACAAAGCAGUGAAGGCUUUGCCGAGAAACCUGACAUGCCGUUGACAAAAGAAAGAACUAACUCUAUUGCAGUUACUAAUGGAAUUGUCAAACCAUAUGUGGACACACAGAAGGAAUUUCAAAAGACAGCUUCUGUUAAUCAAGGUUUGUAUUCUACUGGUCCACCUACAGAAGAUGCUGAUUCACGGACCAUCUUUGUCAACAAUGUUCAUUUUGCUGCUACAAAGGAUAGCCUUUCUCGGCACUUUAAUACAUUUGGGGAAGUGCUCAAAGUGGUCAUCCUGACUGAUGCAGCAACUGGGCAGCCCAAAGGGUCAGCUUACGUAGAGUUCAUGAGAAAAGAAUCUGCAGAGAAUGCGUUAUCUCUUGAUGGAAAAUCGUUCAUGUCACGCACUCUGAAGGUUGUGAUGAAAAGCUCUGCUACUCCUGAAGCAGCGUCUGUCACUGUAUGGCCUCGUGUUACAAGAGGUGGUCCCUAUGCUGUUUCUAGGUUUGGUCGGGUUCCUUUUCCUAGAGGCAUCCCCACUUUGUACAGGUCCCGGCUCCCAAUCAGGCCUGGUGCUAGAAGUAUGCAAUGGAAACGAGAUGGUCAGCCCACAUUUACUGAGAACUCUGGUUUGGCUACACCCUCAAGUAAUGCAGUUCCAUCUCCCAUUCUUCGGAAUAUGACAUAUGUACGAACAGAAUCCAAGACAAAUGGAAAUUCUAGUGUGGCUUAGUUGAUUAUAGCAGUUAUCUCCGUCCUAUCUCUCCGAGAAUCCAGCUCUUUUUGAGAAGGGUUGAAGUCCAACAUACUUGGCAAUGUGCAUGAUUGCUUCAUCUGGUGAAUCAGCCAAGUUGUCACAUAAUCACAAACGAAGUGUUACUGGUUUUGCUUUAUCUUUUUGUUCUUUCCAUAGAGUUGGGCGGAGGAGGCAUUGGGUAAAUGUUUUUGGAUUAGGUUUUUGAAGUAAUUCUUAUUAGGUUGUUGGAGGCAGGUGGCUGAAGGAGUUGUCUAUUUCGAGCUGGAAUCUGUGAAUAGGUGGAUGGUUGUUUAUUGGAUUUGGAUUAGAGACCUUUUAAAUUUCGUUCUUGAUAAAUCAAAAAAAGAGAAAAAAAGUUUAGAAGAGGGAAAAAAGUUAAAAAAGAAAAAGCAAAGUGUGCUUCAAGUCUUCACUUCGUUUUACAUUUUGUGUUUUUGUCCAAUAAUAUGCUUGCUAGUUGAGAUCUGCAAUCAGUGCUAAUUAGUCGAAUGUUUGACAUUGUUGUUAUUGGAGCCUUGAAAAGAAAUGCAGAUGCCUGAAAAGGACUCGAAAAUUUAUUCUAUAAAAUUUCUAUGGUUAUUUUGUCAAGAA
This is a messenger RNA of Capsicum annuum, 2899 nucleotides long. RefSeq lists its product as uncharacterized. The record is from RefSeq and is a predicted model, not a curated record. Gene Ontology annotation, cellular component: cytoplasm; nucleus. The coding region runs from base 188 to 2284 and encodes 698 amino acids. Gene Ontology annotation, molecular function: poly(A) binding. The transcript has 10 exons. Lineage: Eukaryota; Viridiplantae; Streptophyta; Magnoliopsida; Solanales; Solanaceae. Gene Ontology annotation, biological process: regulation of mRNA stability; mRNA processing.